This is a messenger RNA of Emiliania huxleyi CCMP1516, 675 nucleotides long. RefSeq lists its product as hypothetical. The coding region runs from base 1 to 675 and encodes 224 amino acids. The transcript has 9 exons. The record is from RefSeq and is a predicted model, not a curated record. NCBI's taxonomy places the organism in Eukaryota, Haptophyta, Isochrysidales, Noelaerhabdaceae.
AUGCUGUGUGACGAAACCGCUUCGUAUUGGGAGAUUUCACGAUCAGUUCCGCAGAGGCUCCGUGGGGUCGAAAAGUCGACGCUGGGAGUCGCACUCGUCAAGCCAUCGCAGCACCACGCGGAGCGGUUUUUGGAGCCGUACGAAGACUCGAAGAGCGAUUUCGCGAUUCAUGCCGCAUGCUUCACGGCGCGCCCCGGCCUAAUAGCUGGGCCUCAUAGCGACAUGCCGGCCACGGAGCUCGUCGCGCCCAUGCCGCCAUCGGCGCCCGCUGACCAUCUGGCGUGCAGCGAGAAACCCUCUGCGAGCUGGCGCCAGCGUGUUGGUUUGGCGGCGUGCGGCGCAGCGCUGGUCUUCUUGGCGUCCAUCCACGGAAGGCCGGCGGCUUUUCGAAGCGCAGCACGACCUGCGGCGCCCGGCGCGCUGAUGCCGACCACUGCAGGGCAUGUGAGGCGGAACGGCGACCGCACAGCGCGCGCGGGUGUGGAGAACGUGAUCAACCGCCGGGCUUCGGCCCCUCGCCGGCGCAGCGCCGGCGAGGGCGUGCGCAGUUUGAAAUUGCAAGGCAACACCCGCGCUCGUGCGGACCGCACGACCAGCUUCCUGCUCGCGCCGCCCUCGCUGUGGCCCGGCGUCUCCGCCGGCGGCUGGUGCGUCAAGGCUCUCAUAGUGCCCUAA